AUGGCGUUCCAGGCCGUGUCUGUAAUCCACAUUCAAAAGGAAGGUGGUGAGGGUGACUUGCCGUUCUCAAGCACAAGCCUCUUAGCCACAAUCAUACCCAGACUGCUGCAAGAGGCACACUGUGUGUUUGGUGAUUCAGUGUCAGUGAUGGAGGGAGAUUCUGUCACUUUAUACACUGAUCUUACUGAAAUACAUGAAGAUGACGACAUACUGUGGAAAUUUGGAGCUGAAAAGUCUCAAAUAGCUAAAAUGAAGAAAAAGCAGCAAAUCUUUCUCACAUACAGUAAUGGUCCUGAUGGGAGAUUCAGAGACAGACUGAAGCUGGAUGAUCAAACUGGAUCUCUGACCAUCAUGGACACCAGAACUGAACAUGCUGGAGUUUAUGAAGUAAAGAUGAGUGGAGUAAAAGACUUAUUAAAAACAUUCAGUGUUUCUGUAUAUGCUCGUCUGCCUGUUCCUGUCAUCAGCAGUAACUCUUCACAAUGUUCUUCAUCAUCAUCAUCAUCAUCAUCAUCAUCAAAUUGUUCAUUGGUGUGUUCAGCUGUGAAUGUGAGUCAUGUGACUCUCUCCUGGUACAAAGGAAACAGUUUAUUGUCCAGCAUCAGUGUGUCUGAUCUCAGCAUCAGUCUCUCUCUACCUCUGGAGGUGGAAUAUCAGGAUAAAAACACCUACAGCUGUGUGCUGAACAAUCCCAUCAGCAACCAGACUCAACAUCUGGACAUCACUCACCUCUGUCACACAUGUGCAGCUCCUCCAGACUCAGUUUCUGUAUAUGAUAGCGACAGUGUCUCUCUGAUAGUGUUGAUCUCUGCUGCUGCCGGCGGAUCUUUGUUGAUUGUAUCAUUCAGUAUCUUCUGCAUCUGCAGGAAAUGUAAAAAAGGUCAGGAGAGCGAUCAGUAA
This is a messenger RNA of Megalobrama amblycephala (Wuchang bream), 900 nucleotides long. RefSeq names its product SLAM family member 5-like. The record is from RefSeq and is a predicted model, not a curated record. Bases 1 to 900 code for a protein of 299 amino acids. NCBI's taxonomy places the organism in Eukaryota, Metazoa, Chordata, Actinopteri, Cypriniformes, Xenocyprididae. The transcript is spliced from 5 exons.